AUGACAUUUGAUGGAAAUGAAUACAAGCCAUACCAGAGCGACACAACAGGACUUUCCGUCUACCAAGGAGGGACGUUCCUGUCUUUCAGUAUAAGCGACAUUAUAUUUUUUGAUACCAUUCCAGCAAUCACCGUUGCCAUGAUGAAAGAGAUUUUCACACUAAUGGCGAACGGGAUAGUACAAGUGAAUGGUGAGCCAGUUGCCCUCCCUUUGACGAAGACUUACUCAACACCAGAGUCACCUAUCAACGGCAAAGUGACAGUUCAGCAGAAUGGACAGGCGCUAGUUCUGCAGUCGAACAUACACCAACUAACUGUGGAAUUUUCCACUGACGGAAGCAAUGACGUCAGUGUUUCGUUGUGUGUAUAUUGGGAGACAUUGGUGUCGGGAAAAUGUGUCAGUUUUAACAAUGGUGGUAUUACUGAUUUUACUGAUUUUGGUACGUCAGUUACAUUACUUCUAACCACUGCAGAUAUGACUGUUAGUGAUGUAACGAUCCGAUAG
This is a messenger RNA of Owenia fusiformis, 504 nucleotides long. Lineage: Eukaryota; Metazoa; Annelida; Polychaeta; Sabellida; Oweniidae. The record is from the annotation of a GenBank genome assembly.